AUGGCGUUAGAAGACCUGUGCAUGUCCUGGUAUGGUAGAGAUAAAUCUCGGCCUACGAACUUGUUGGACUUGAACCUCCCAUCUGCUGAGAGUUUUAAAGAAAAUCCCAGCGAAUCUGACUCAGUGAGGCAUCCUCCGCCCUUUGCCAUGACUCACGGCACCACCACGCUAGCGUUCACCUUCCAGGGCGGCGUGCUAGCAGCCGGGGACACCCGUUCCAGCUGCAACGGCCUGGUGGCCAGCCCUGACUCACACAAAGUGGGGCCCAUACACAGCCACCUGGUGGGGACCAGCUCGGGCACGUCGGCUGACUGCACCCUCUGGAAGAGGAUCUUGGCCAGAGAGCUUCGGCUGUAUCACCUGCGUCACGGGCGCCGGGUGUCCACGUGCGGGGCUGCCAAGCUACUUUGGCACAUGCUCCUACCUUUCAAAGGCACCGAGCUGUGUGUGGCCACCACCCUGUGCGGGUGGGAUACGGGAGGUCCGGGUAUCUUCUACGUGUGCAGCGACGGCACCCGGCUGCGAGGAACGCUGUUUUCAGUGGGUUCCGGGUCACCUUACGCCUACUCUGUUUUGGAUCAAGCGGUGGAGUGGGGGAUGACGACGGAGGAGGCCGUGCAGGUUGCAAGGGAGGCGGUGUACAGAGCCACCCACAGGGACGCCUACUCGGGAAAUUGCGUGGACAUCUACCACGUCACGGCCGCGGGGUGGACUCGCAGGAAGCGCGAGGACUUGAAGGAAGAAUAUUACAGAGAGAAAGCGAGGAUGCUCCAGCACCUCCGCGACCCUCGUGAGGAAAAG
Nerophis lumbriciformis (worm pipefish) is the source of this 801-nucleotide messenger RNA. The record is from RefSeq and is a predicted model, not a curated record. NCBI's taxonomy places the organism in Eukaryota, Metazoa, Chordata, Actinopteri, Syngnathiformes, Syngnathidae.